UGACACCAGGGAUUUUCGCCCUUCAUGGCCAAUUCGUCACCGCCAGCGACUGCCACAGCUGCAAUCUGUGCCCCAUCUCCGGCCGACUCAGAGAAGACGGUGGUUCCGUUUACUACCCCGCCGGCAUCUGAGCAGAUGGCUGUACCAGACUCUGCAUCGUCCAACUGCCCUGGCAAGGCCUUGUUCUCGACCGACUUGAACCGACGGCCACCAAGGACACUCAAGCCACCCUACCCACCGGUCAUUGCUCGUGGAUAUGCCGACCAAAAGCAGGCUGUCGCCGACUAUGCCCACUUCUGGCGUAGCAAAUAUCCUGACCAAUACCAGUGCUUCUUCCCUCUGUGCGGCUGGACCAUCAACGACCUGUGGGAUGACUGGGAUAUCCACGUCGACUCACCGUCAUUCCUUGAGCAGGUCCUGGUAUUCAUCACGUGGGAAAACACCCACCACGCACGGGGUUACGCCCAUGUGUGGGCUACUGCGAACAAAGACCGCUUCUUGAAUAUUGUCUGCGGUGAUAUAAAUGAGCUCCAAGAUCCCGCCGGUGAACUCGCUACUGUCGAUAAGGUCUUCGUCAGUGGUGAAACCAACUUGUUCCCUCAUGUAUUCCUGUGGCACGUCUUCAACAUCAUGAGGGUGAGCAUCCACAACGUCAACAGGAAGCAGCACGAAGAAGCUCAGAAGCAUCACGAGACUACCGCCGCGGAGACAGCUACUAAGAAAGCUGAGAAUAUUACUGUCCCGCCAGAAGCCGUGGCAGUGCUCCAGCCUGCCAGGGCGUCUGCCGGGAGUGUUUCUAAGCAUCAGGCCGUGUCUGGCAGUGUCGCAAAGGCCACCCCCCCUAUGCAGCCACCCGCCAUUCCGCUACCGGUUACGCAUCCGUCUAUAUUCGCGCCAGCUGCCCCUACUAUCCGCGGCCCCAUUCCACCGUUUAGGCAAAACGCACCACUUCGAGGUGGUUAUCACAACCAACCAGCCGGAGGGUCAAUGAGUAUUAACCCUACUAUGCCCACUAUACCACCUAUGCCUCCUGUCCACAUGAACCAACCCCAAGUGAGGUAUCCAAAAAAUAGGAAUAUGCGGUCGGCGUCUGGCUCGUACAUCCAAGGAAUCCCAAUGCCACAGUCUAGCAUGCCUGGUGGAUGGGCUGAGAACGUGCCCGUGCCUCAUACCGGUCAACCGUCUCGACAGACUUCAGGCGCCAUGUCAGCCGUGCACUCGCCUCGAUACAGCCAGCCAGUUCCUAUUUCCCAGUCGGUGAUGCACUCCAUGAAUCCUAUGGCGCCUUUUCCACCGAAUCCUACGUUUGGGCCUCCAAUGAGCGGACCGAAUCAGAUGCCGUACACACCCAUGAUGAACCCCGCAAUGAUGGUACAACAGACCACACCAUUCGGUAGCCCAGCAAUGGAACCCGGCCAGCAGAACUACGUUUACGGCUCCUCUACUCCGCGCGGUGUGCCGAUUGGUGAUGUGACCAACAACAAUUCACAAUAUCCGUUCAUAGGCCCUCCACGAAUGGAUCAGCGCGGAAACAUGCCUCGCCGAGGUAGCCGUGCCGACAAGCAGCAAGGCCUCUACAAUCCCUACGGCUCGGAUAGGCCUGAUUUCUCUCACAUUCCCGCACAGCCCACUAGCAGGAAGACGGGACGUAAUAGUUUUUCUAAUCAACCUAACCGUGGCCGAAAGGCCUCAAUUGGUUCUUAUAACCGCAAUGCAUAUGGGCAAAACCCAGAUCCAGGUGACUUCAAUUUCCAGCGCCAGGGUGCCCGCCAGCCGGAGGUUAUACAGGAUUCUCCCUACGGCCAGCGCGGCUACAAAGACGAGGUUGACUUCAAUAUAACUCAAGACCGGGAGCGUGGUUGCGACGAGGGCUUCAUUGGAGACAAGAAUGAUUUUGUCGACUUCCUUUGGGUCGUGGAAUUCCCUGUCCACAUGAAGGAUGACGCUAUUAGGAGGUUAUUCGAGGAGGCCACCGGCGUCAAGGUUACCCAAGUGCGCAUGCUAACUGAUAAACGACACAUGCCGAUAGCAUACGUUCACUUUAAUACCCCUGCGGAUGCAAAGAAAGGUCUGAAAGUCAAUGGCCAACUGGUUGGGGGUAAGAGUAUAAUUGUGAGGGUUCCGAAACAUUUCUACAUGGUGAAGGAUCCGAAUUCGAAGCGUCAAUGGACGGCCAACUACUAUGAGCCUCGUCAGCCAGGACCCCAAUCUCUUGCCAAGGGAAAACAUCGAACAGCGCAUGGCGCACAGAAUAUUCUCGAGAAUGACAGAUUACCCAAUGCUCCCGGGCCAGCUUACUCUCCGCAAGAUGCGAGGAGUGACCUACAGCGCCGAACUAGCCAAGACCUUCCCAUGAUGCGAGGCAGCCCUGAGGCGCGCAAGUCGAAGAAGCAGCCAUACACAUCCCCGACGAAGGUGAAAAUUUUUCAGGAAGAUCCUGGAGAGAUUAAUGUCAAGGAGAGCGCCUCAACGGCCCUAACUACAAAGGACAAAGAAGAAUUCGUCAUGGUACAAUCCUCUUGUGCGUAUGUUGCCGAUAAAGUGCAAACCCCAGCGCAACAACCUACAAUCGCCGAGGCUCCGUCCAUUACCGUGGUUGAGAAAAAGACACCUGUCACGCCUAGGGCCGAAGAGACACAUCAAGUUGAUACCGAGACCCAAUCGGUGACUAAUUCACUCUCCCCAACCCAAGAAAUUCCCCAACAGAUCGAAGGAAUCAUUAAAGCAGAUCCUCCUAAGCGCGCUCUACCGCCACCACCGGAGCCGACCAACCAUACACCUAAGUCCCCACCGACUAACGAACGUCUCGAUUUAAAUAACUCUGAUCACGAGACCACUGUGGAAGGGUCUCUUGCAAAGCCGCCAACACCGGUCGAGGAUCCCCCUCCAGCGAGCCCCCUCCAGGACGAGCUUGAUCGUGACAUCCAGGUCCGAGAUAGCGAGGAAGCUUCGGACGACGACCCGAAGAACGACGUUAGCUUUCAUUCAGCGAAGGAGUCUCUGUCCGAUUCUGAAAAGCACGACGAAGCAAAAGCCACAGCCCUUCCGGGCACAGACGGACAGCCCCAGGACAUCACAGGGGCACCAACCUUGUCCACCAGUGCUGAGAACGAGUUGGGCGAACAAGCGAAUGACACCCCAUCCACCAUGAAGUCGCCAGCAAUCGAGCAGAAAGCACUUGCAAUUACAGGCGCACUCGUGGUGGAGACUCCUCGAGAGCCUACUUCUGAUGUUACACAAGCGCCAGCUAGCCUCGAGAAGAAACCAGGACCGAAACAGACCGAGUCCCUUUUCCCCAUGGCAAAGUCCAAAAACCAGAAGAAGAAGGAAAGGAAGGAAAAGGAAAAGGCGAAGGCGAAGUCAAAGGCUAAAACCGCUGAAAAGUCCACCUCAUCCAACAAAGCAACCGAAGGAAAUGCUGGAAAGGAUAAAGGUGCUUCGUCUCUAGCUACAACUGCGAGUGAAGCUGGAACGAUUGAGCAAGAGGUCAAAUUCCCUUCAGCUCCACCGCAAUCUUCGAGGUGUUUGGCAUCCGUGAGAGGGUCAAAUUUUGCGGCUCACAUGAAGGAUGUGGGCGUCUUGGUCACUGGAGACAAGGUUGACGUGAUGGGAGGCAGUGGUGAGUCGGUCACCGACCCUGGCCAGCUUGACAUGGAGGUAGAGGAUACAGUGUUAGGAGGUAAAGAAUCCAACCCCUCUACUAAGAGCAAGGAUGAUACUUUACGCUUAUUGCUUCAGACCUCUCUCCAGUGCACUCCUCUAUCGCCUCCAAAGUCUUCGGCAAGUGCGCAGUCUCAUAAAUCUACGGCCAUGCAAAAGCCAACACCAGCUUCAGCUCCAGGAGAGCCAUCUGCGAAGGAUAUGGAAGUACAAGAAGAAGCAAAGAAAAAGAAAGCGAUUCGUGAUAAGGUUGCCAUUCCGAAACUCAAUCUCACUGCUCGUAAGCCUUCGCCUUCUGGCACUGGCCCAGCGAGUGAUACUACAUUACAUUCAAAGUUCUCGAGCACCGUUCCAAGCCCCGUCGACGGAGAUGACAAGGCAGGGGUGACAGAGGGUCAAAUUUUACAGAUGAAGCAAGCUCUUCCACAUAUGUUGCGUGCGAAUGAAAAAGUCUUUGCAGAAUCUAAGAAUGUUGAGGAUCUUCCAGCAAAAUCUCCUUCAGGGUCAGUAUCAGCUGCGAGCUCCGACACUGUUCGACCAGAACCAUUCUCCCCAAGCCCAACGGCUGCCGACUUCUUCACACCAAUGCAGACGCCGAGUACCCUCCCGAACCAGGCUCCUACUACACUCCCUCCCUUUGAACAAGCACAAGCUAAGAAGUCCAAGAACAAGAAGAAGAAGAAGAAAGCAUCUGUUAUAGCUCCUCUUGAACUGAGUGGACCACAAACUUCAUCUGGUUCGUCUAGGAAGCGAGUUUCUAUCUUGGCUGAAGAUGCUGACAUAAAAUUGGCAGAGAAUGUCUCCGAGGAAGAGAAUGCGCCGUUCAUGGAUCAGAUACAACAAGUUGAUGUUCUUAAGGGGAACAACAGGAGUAGACGCAAAUCAACCGUCUCGUAUUAUCCUGUCCAGCCAGCCGCUCCUUCGCCUACCAUACUGGAGAGUGAGAAGAAUCUGGAAUUCAUGCUUCAAGAAGUUAAAGCCUACCAAAACGACAAGGAGACUAAAUACCAACCGGAAGCUGAAAAACAGUGGGAAGCUCAACGAAAUCUGCCGGAGUCACCACGGAAGGAUAUGGAUUUCCAAGAAGUCACCGAUCUUAUCAAAGGCAAACAGAUACAUCCAGGUUUUCACCGGUUGGCAACCGAUGAUGGAGUUUUUGGGAAGGUGUCUCCCACCCCAGAUGAUCCGUCUCUCUUCUGA
Messenger RNA from Lindgomyces ingoldianus, 4860 nucleotides. RefSeq lists its product as uncharacterized. Bases 25 to 4860 code for a protein of 1611 amino acids. The transcript has 5 exons. Lineage: Eukaryota; Fungi; Ascomycota; Dothideomycetes; Pleosporales; Lindgomycetaceae. The record is from RefSeq and is a predicted model, not a curated record. Gene Ontology annotation, molecular function: RNA binding.